Xiphias gladius (swordfish) is the source of this 1717-nucleotide messenger RNA. It is a transcript of the gene zcchc4, whose product is annotated as zinc finger, CCHC domain containing 4. Gene Ontology annotation, biological process: rRNA methylation. NCBI's taxonomy places the organism in Eukaryota, Metazoa, Chordata, Actinopteri, Istiophoriformes, Xiphiidae. The record is from RefSeq and is a predicted model, not a curated record. Gene Ontology annotation, molecular function: rRNA (adenine-N6-)-methyltransferase activity; zinc ion binding. The transcript is spliced from 13 exons. Bases 117 to 1604 code for a protein of 495 amino acids. Gene Ontology annotation, cellular component: nucleolus; cytoplasm.
AAUAAUAAUUACGUCAACUCUGCGCGACUCAGAGCAAAAUGGCUUCCACUUGCCAGGCUGAACUCUCGUGUCAAGAGGUUUAGGUUAAAUUUCAUUAACUGUGUAACCUUAACGACAUGGACAUGACCGAGGCUAACGAUGCCAGUUUUGGAAUAGAGGUUAUUUUUCCAGAGGGCGGUAAAACAGCUCCAUGUUGCCCGCAUGGUCCAUCCUUGCUAUUUGAGAAAGUCAACAAAGGAGGAGAGAAAGGCAGGAGGUUUUAUGCCUGCUCAGCCUGUAGAGACAGAAAAGACUGCAGUUUUUUCCAGUGGGAAGAUGACAAGGUGUCGGAGGCCAGGCUGUUGGCUAGAAAAGCAGAGAACCAGUCAAAGAGGCCUCUGCUCAGCCAUAGGGAGUACUGCACCAGGUUCAGAAAGUUUGCCUCCCUCCCGCUGGAUGAGAAGAAGUUCUGUCAGGAUUGUCAGAUGCUGCUCCUGCCAGGAGAGCAUGCUGCCCACUGCUCUCACAGAUGCACAGCCGUCACCACGGCCCAGCUGAGGAGGCCCAGUGUGCUGCUGCGUGCUCUGGACAACAAGAAGAGCAACGCCCAGUACCUGUUCACCGACCGCAGCUCACACUUUCUGCUGGAUACCCUAGCUGCUCUGGGAUACAGGAAGGUCCUGUGUGUGGGCACACCCAGACUCCAGGAGCUGAUCAAGCUGCGAAACCUGGAGCAGAAACAUGAGCCAAUGAAGAGUCUGCUGCUGGACAUUGACUUCAGAUAUGCCCAGUUCUACAGCCAGGAUGAGUUCUGUCAUUACAACAUGUUCAACCAUCACUUCUUUGGUGGAGAGACCUCCAGUGCAGUCCUGCAGGCUUUCCUCAGAGAGUGUGACGGGGAGAAGGUGGUGAUGGUGGCUGACCCUCCAUUCGGCGGUCUGGUGAAGCCUCUGGCCAACAGUUUCUCUCUGAUCUCACAGACAUGGAGGCAGCUGCAGAGCAAUGACAGCAGUAACGCUGACAUGCCCACGAUGUGGAUCUUCCCGUAUUUCUUUGAGCCUCGUAUCCUGGAGUGCCUCCCCUCAUUCAACAUGCUGGACUACCAGGUGGACUAUGACAACCAUCCUCUGUAUAAACAUGGGAAGACAGGCAGGAAACAGUCUCCUGUCAGACUCUUCACUAACAUCUGUCCCAGAGAUGUUGUCCUGCCCAAAGAGGAGGGCUACAGAUUUUGCUCUGUAUGUCAGAGAUACGUCUGGUCCCUAAAUAAGCACUGUGCUCAAUGCAACAUCUGUCCAUCCAAGGAUGGCCGCGAAUGGAAGCACUGCUCAACAUGUGAGAAAUGUGUGAAACCAUCAUGGAAACAUUGCCGGUCCUGUGUUCGCUGUGCCCUCCCAGACCACCCAUGUGGCCAGAGCCAAGGAAAGGAGGGCUGCUUCAAAUGCGGCAGCCUGCAGCACAAACGCAAAGCCUGUCCUCUCACAGACACGCACUGGAUCAGCAUUUAUCGGUCUAAUGCCAAGAGUGGAGCCAAAAAUCUAUCCCAUCCCUUCUACAAGCCUAAAGCUAAGAGGAUGUCUGGAGCAGCUCGCAGAGCAAAGAAGAUGGCUGCUCAGUCUAUGUGACCUCGGUAUGCGUGCAGUGUCUUGUCAGCUGUGCAAUCAGAAGCUAUGAGUUUGUUGUUUUUUUUUGUUGUUGUUUUUUUUUUUUUACACUCAAAUGGCUGUUCUUAACAAUG